Molecule: messenger RNA, 1510 nt
Organism: Drosophila ananassae
Lineage: Eukaryota; Metazoa; Arthropoda; Insecta; Diptera; Drosophilidae
Gene: p38a
Product: mitogen-activated protein kinase p38a
Exons: 2
Coding region: 195-1295 (366 amino acids)
Biological process (GO): protein phosphorylation; intracellular signal transduction
Cellular component (GO): nucleus; cytoplasm
Molecular function (GO): MAP kinase activity; ATP binding
Source: RefSeq, a predicted model, not a curated record
CAGCGGGCUCUCUGAUUCAUGGAUUCCUAACACGCAUCGGAGUGGAGUAAUAGCGUAAAUAUAGGAAAUAUGCCAGUGGCCGUGCUUAGUUGUUGAUAUUCUUGGGCGUGGAGCACAGGUACGGCGUUCCAUUCGCAGUGGCAGACCCGUACAGCUGCUCGAGAUAAAGGUACCAAUAGUUCAAUUCGCUUACGAUGUCUGCGUCCAAGGCCCAGAAGUUCUACAAGGUUGACAUUAACCGGACGGAAUGGGAGAUCCCAGAAAUGUACCAGGGCCUUCAGCCUGUGGGAUCAGGAGCUUAUGGCCAAGUUUCCAAGGCUUUGAUAAGAGGAACCAACAUGCAAGUGGCCAUUAAAAAGCUGGCACGCCCUUUUCAGUCCGCCGUCCACGCCAAACGGACGUACAGGGAGCUGCGACUUCUUAAGCACAUGGAUCAUGAGAAUGUGAUCGGUUUGCUGGACAUAUUCCAUCCGCAUCCGGCGAAUGCUUCUUUAGACAGCAUCCAGCAGGUUUAUUUGGUCACCCAUCUAAUGGACGCCGACCUUAACAACAUUAUUAGAAUGCAAACCCUGUCCGACGAUCAUGUCCAGUUUUUGGUAUACCAGAUUCUCAGAGGUCUGAAGUAUAUCCACAGCGCUGGAGUGAUCCACCGGGAUCUGAAGCCUUCGAAUAUUGCUGUGAACGAGGACUGUGAGCUGCGCAUCCUGGAUUUUGGGUUGGCUCGACCAACGGAGAAUGAAAUGACGGGCUAUGUGGCCACCAGAUGGUACCGGGCUCCGGAAAUCAUGCUGAACUGGAUGCAUUACAACCAGACGGUGGACAUUUGGUCGGUGGGGUGCAUUAUGGCCGAGCUAAUCACGCGGCGCACGCUUUUCCCAGGCACUGACCACAUUCACCAGCUCAACCUGAUUAUGGAGAUGCUGGGGACUCCUCCAGACGAUUUCAUGAAGAAGAUCUCUUCGGAGAGUGCGCGCAGCUACAUUCAAUCACUGCCACCUAUGAAAAGGAAAAGUUUCAAGAAGGUCUUCGAAAAAGCCAAUCCGCUGGCCAUCGAUCUGUUGGAAAAGAUGCUGGAGCUGGACGCUGAGAAGCGUAUCACCGCCGAGGAGGCCUUGGCGCAUCCAUAUCUGGAGAAGUACGCGGAGCCUAGUGACGAGCAAACAUCGCCUCCGUACGAUCACAGCUUCGAGGACAUGGACUUGCCAGUGGAUAAGUGGAAGGAGCUGAUCUAUAAGGAAAUAACGAACUUCAAGCCACCGCCAUCAUUUGCUCAGGUCCUCAAGGAUGUCAAAUGAAAUCUGUCCAAGACUUAAAGUAUUAAACAGGGGAAGCUAUAUAUAUAUGUAUAUAGGUAUAUAUAUAUAUUUUGUAUGCAAAGUUUUUACAUUUAUAUUGCCUUUGUUCUCAAACAAAUCUACUUUUAAUGUUGAUUAAUGUUCUGUUUUGUAAUUAACAAUUUGUUAUAGAUUGCCAUUUAUAAUAUAAAUUAAAAAUUUGUUUUCGUAUUUUA